Molecule: messenger RNA, 1597 nt
Organism: Synchiropus splendidus (mandarinfish)
Lineage: Eukaryota; Metazoa; Chordata; Actinopteri; Syngnathiformes; Callionymidae
Product: actin-related protein 2/3 complex subunit 1B-like
Exons: 10
Coding region: 238-1497 (419 amino acids)
Biological process (GO): Arp2/3 complex-mediated actin nucleation
Cellular component (GO): actin cytoskeleton; Arp2/3 protein complex
Molecular function (GO): actin filament binding
Source: RefSeq, a predicted model, not a curated record
GCACUUCCUGUUCUGGGCGUGCACACCGCCGCCGCCCCCCCUCCCACGCGCCUCCUUCCUCGCCCCUCGUCUUCCUCCUCGUCACUCCGUCGCUGGUGUUCGUGUUGACUGGCCAGAGUCCGCGAGCUCAACUCGGUUCCUCCGUCACCGCCGCACCUUCCUCCAGGCUCUGGACCGUUACAUCGCCACUUCCUCUUCCUCCUGCCACCGCUUCCUGGUUCGGCCGCUCGCCUCUGAAUGGCCAUGUCGUACCACAGCUUCCUGCUGGAGCCCAUCAGCUGCCACGCCUGGAACAAGGAGCGAAGCCAGGUCGCCAUCAGUCCCAACAACCAUGAGGUCCACAUCUACCAGAAGGACGGACCCAAGAUGACCAAGAUCCACGAGCUGAAGGAGCACAACGGGCAGGUGACAGGUAUCGACUGGGCCCCGGACAGCAACCGCAUCGUGACCUGCGGCGCCGACCGUAACGCCUACGUGUGGACGCUGAAGGACGGCGCCUGGAAGCCCACGCUGGUCAUCCUGCGCAUCAACCGCGCGGCUCGCUGCGUCAAGUGGUCGCCGCGGGAGAACAAGUUCGCGGUGGGCAGCGGCUCCCGCCUCAUCUCCAUCUGCUACUUCGAGCAGGAGAACGACUGGUGGGUGUGCAAACACAUCAAGAAGCCCAUCCGCUCCACCAUCCUGAGUCUGGACUGGCACCCCAACAACGUGCUGCUGGCCGCCGGCUGCUGCGACUUCAAGUGCAGGGUCUUCUCCGCCUACAUCAAGGAGGUGGAGGAGAAGCCCGGCCCGACCGCGUGGGGCGGCAAGAUGCCGUUUGGAGAGCUGAUGUUCGAGUCGGCCGGGGACGGCCAGGGUCCGGCCGCGGGCAGUGGCAGCGGCGGCGGCUGGGUGCACAGCGUCUGCUUCUCUCACUCAGGACACCGGCUGGCCUGGACCUCCCACGACUCCACGGUGUCGGUGGCCGAAGGAGGGAAGGGCGGCACAGUCUCCAGCCUGAGGUCCGAGACGCUUCCUCUGCUGUGCAUCACCUUCGUCACCGAGAACAGCCUGGUGGCUGCGGGUCACGACUGCUACCCGGUGCUGUUCGUCUUUGACGGAACCACGCGGGCUCUGACCUUCGGAGGCAAACUGGAGCUGCCCAAGCAGGCGGCCCAGAAGGGCCUCAGCGCCCGGGAGCGCUUCCAGAACCUGGACCGCCGGGCGUCCCAGAGCCAGAGCAGCGACAAGGACCUGAACACGCUUCACAAGAACAGCAUCAGUCAGAUCUCAGUGCUGGAGGGCGGACGCAACCAGUGCAGCAAGUUCUGCACCACUGGGAUGGACGGGGCCAUGGGCCUGUGGGACGUCAAGGUGACACACACUUCAUCACCCUUUCCCCAGCCUUCACCGAACCCUCCAGAACCUGGACCAGGACCAGACUGGAUCCCAGUUAGAGUCACCUCCUUGUUUUAUUUUUCAGUCUUCAUCCUCAAAUUGAGACUCUGGAGUCAGCCAUGAAGAACCUGAAGAUCGUGUGAGGGCUCCAGCUCCUGCUCCGGCGGCCGCUCCCUGCUUGUGCUGGUCAUAAUCUUUCCCAAUAAACAGCUCCACAGCGCUG